AUGGUGUCCUCAACCUAUAACCCAGCCUGCUACCUGCCUCAAUCAUGGGCCUCGUACCUCCCCAAUGCGAUCUCCUGCCCUCCGCCGCCUACAUACUCCCAGACUCUCUACAACUAUGCAAUCUCUCCCUUCUCGUCGACAUACACCACCCUGCGCACCAUGAUGGACGCGGUCAUCGGACUGCCCAUGCUUUCUUUCCUGCUUAUACCGACCAUGUCCUCGUGGUCCACAUCCCUCAAUCUCCUAUUCUUUUACCUGACCUGGUCGACUCUGGUCCUCUCACACCCUCCGCUUCGGGUUGAGAUCGUCGCGACCCUGGCGGUGCGCGUCCUGUUCUACAUCGCCCCUUCACUAUUCUUCUUGGGCUUUGACGUGCUCGUUCCUUCUGCGGCCGAGAACCUCAAAGCACUGGGCGACUCCGCGCUGCCAUUCAAGAACGCCAAUCGAAAAAGGACACUGGCUUUGUUGCGCAUGGUGGGCUGGUCAAUAUUCAACAUUCUCAUGGGCGUCGUGAUUCAAGCCCUGGUGGAACUCCUCUUCACACGCGUCCUUGUAUGGCGCUCUGCUCUGCGCGUGACAACCGCGCUGCCCUUGCCUUGGGGGAUCCUCAAGGAUCUCGCAAAGGGUUAUCUCCUCCGUGAGACCAUUGCAUACGUCUUGCACAGAUAUAUGCUGCACGAAUGGCACCAGAACAACUCCCUGAGCCGGGCGCAUGGAGAUUGGUACCAUGCCCUGGCCGGUAUAUCCACGCCUUUCCCGCUCAGCGCCACUUACGACCAUCCAGCCGCCUAUCUCGUCCGCUCUUUCUUGCCGACUUAUAUCCCUGCGGUGCUCUUCCGGUUCCACCUCCUGACCUAUAUAUUCUACCUCACCCUCAUUUCGCUCGAGGAGACAUUCGCAUACAGUGGAUACUCCACCAUGCCCACAAACUUCAUUCUUGGGGGAAUGGCCCGUCGGACCGACCACCACUUAUUGUGCGGUGGGGAGGGCAACUUCGGUCCCUGGGGACUGUGCGAUUGGAUUAUGGGUACGUCUGUCGGGGCCGACGUCAUUGACGAUGUCGUCGCCGAAGCAGACAAGCAUGACGUGCCGGAAAGGAUGGAGAAGAUGAAGGAUAGGGCUAAGAAGAGGGUUAACGGGAAGAUAGGUGAAGCGAAGGGAGGUGUGCGCAGAAGGACAAGGAACCGAAGCGAGGAUUGA
Messenger RNA from Fonsecaea multimorphosa CBS 102226, 1200 nucleotides. RefSeq lists its product as uncharacterized. The record is from RefSeq and is a predicted model, not a curated record. Gene Ontology annotation, molecular function: iron ion binding; C-4 methylsterol oxidase activity. Gene Ontology annotation, biological process: ergosterol biosynthetic process. NCBI's taxonomy places the organism in Eukaryota, Fungi, Ascomycota, Eurotiomycetes, Chaetothyriales, Herpotrichiellaceae. The transcript has a single exon. The coding region runs from base 1 to 1200 and encodes 399 amino acids.